Molecule: messenger RNA, 997 nt
Organism: Carassius auratus (goldfish)
Lineage: Eukaryota; Metazoa; Chordata; Actinopteri; Cypriniformes; Cyprinidae
Product: protein NipSnap homolog 1-like
Exons: 10
Coding region: 92-931 (279 amino acids)
Cellular component (GO): mitochondrion
Source: RefSeq, a predicted model, not a curated record
AACUUAUACUUUGCAUUAACUCAGACAAACGCGUGUCGCAACUCCUGCAACUUCAUAUAGACGCGAAUCUACAAACAACACGGAGACAAUAAUGGCGACAACACGGUGUCUGCAUAUGCUCAACAGACAGCAGCAUUUCCUCAAAGAGGUGCAUUCAACAACAUGGCUGGCCAGAGGUUUUGCGAAUAAAAGUGACAAAGGCUGGUUGAGUUCCAUGUUUGCACACAAAGUGGAUGCCAGGAAAGAUGCCCACUCCAAUCUGCUCUCCAAGAAAGAAACCAGCAACCUCUACAAGAUUCAGUUUCACAAUGUCAAGCCAGAGUGCAUGGAAGCAUACAAUAAAAUGUCGGAUGAGGUACAGAAAGAACUUCAUCGUGAUCCAGGUUAUCCAUGUGAAGUCAUUGGAAGCUGGAACAACUGGUAUGGUGAACAGGAUCAAGCUGUGCACCUCUGGAGGUAUUCUGGUGGGUAUCCUGCUCUAAUAGAGUGUUUGCACAAACUCAACCGCAAUACGGCGUAUCUUGCAUUUCAAAAAGAGAGGAGUAAAAUGUUGAUCUCCCGACGCAACCAGCUUCUUCUGGAGUUUAGUUUCUGGAACGAACCUGUACCCAGAAGUGGCCCCAACAUUUAUGAACUGAGAACAUACCAACUAGUACCUGGAACAAUGAUCGAAUGGGGAAAUCACUGGGCUCGAGCAAUCAAAUAUAGACAGGAAAACAAUGAAGCAGUGGGCGGCUUCUUCACACAGAUCGGUGAAUUGUAUGUUGUUCAUCAUUUAUGGGCCUAUAAAGACCUGCAGUCCAGAGAAAAGACCAGAAAUGCUGCUUGGUUAAAAGAGGGCUGGGAUGCUAGUGUGCACUAUACAAUGCCUCUUAUCCAAAGGAUGGAAUCGAGAAUUAUGAUUCCCAUGGAACAUUCACCUCUGCAGUAAAAUCGACAGUGAUGUUAUCAAAGACACUGUCUACCAGGAGAUCUACUGUUUAGACCUGACUUUACU